GCAUCCAUCCACUCGGCGGCGGGCGGCGCCAAAAUCAAUCAAUCCGCGAUUGGCGUUUCCCUCUUCCCCUCCUUCCUCCCUACGCCUCUUCAUCACACACCUUCAUGCCGCCCCUCUACUCCUUCGCGGUCCUAACCGUAUCGGAUACAUCCGCUUCUUCUGGCCCUUCGACAGAUACGUCUGGCCCGCACAUUCGGCGCACACUUGAAUCUCAUCCCAGCGAUAGCUUUCGAUGCAGCGUCCAUGCGAUUGUUCCUGAUGAUGAGGGCGAGAUCAGGGGGAAGGUCGAGGAGUGGAUCGAUGAGAUGGGGGUAGAUUUGGUCGUGACGACGGGUGGGACUGGAUUUGGGGUGAGGGAUACCACGCCCGAGGCCAUCCAACCUCUCAUCACCCGCCCGACCCCAGCCCUCACGCAUGCCCUCACGGCCCACUCCCUCAGCAAGACACCCCUUGCUGCCCUCUCGCGCUCCAUCAGCGGGAUACGCACUCGUGGUGGCAAGGGCGGCUCGGGCUCGGGCUCAGGCUCGCUGAUCGUCACGCUUCCCGGCUCCAAGAAGGCCGUAAGUGAAUGCCUCGAGGUAUUGCUGGAAAACGGCGUCCUGCUCCACGCCUUGGAGCUCUGCACGGGUAAGGGUAGUGGAAAGGAGACUCAUCGCCAAUUGCAGGGUGGACAGCACGAUAGGCACGCACACGCACACGCACAUGCACACGGGACAGAGACGGACACGGGCGGGGCACGAUCGCACCACCAUCAUCACCACCACGGAGGCGGGGGACAUCAUCCUCCUCGUCCUCGCACCACGCAAGCCCAACGGGACGCUGCAGCCUCUCGUUUCCUCACCCCGCACGACGCCUCCUCGCCGCACUCCCUUGCCUUGCGUGCCCGCCAGUCCCCAUAUCCGAUCAUCGAGCUGGACGACGCACUGCGGCUGAUCGCUACGCAAGCGCCUGAAGCGAGCGCAGUGGUAGAGCUGCCCGUCAACCCCGAGCUGGUGGGUCAUAUCAUCGCGGAGGACGUGAGGGCACCCAGUGAUCUACCGCCUGCUGCGACGAGCAACGUGGAUGGUUAUGCCGUUCGAGCCGGCGAAACGGGGGAAGAGGAAUACGAAGUUGUCAUUCCAGGUCGAACCAAACAACUUGCACACGGCUCGCAGGUAUGCCGCGUCAAUACUGGUCAGGCACUUCCAGCGGGCACGGACUCGGUGGUAAUGGUCGAGGACACGACGCUCAUUUCCACCCACGAGCUGGAGGACGGCAGAGUCGAGGAAUCUCGAGUGCAGGUGCUGGCCCAGGUCGACAAGGGGGAGAAUGUCCGAGCAGCAGGAUCCGACGUAAAGCAGGACCAGGUUGUGUUGCGCGCGAACACACCCAUCACCUCUCUAGGCGGGGAGGUGGGGACGCUUGCCUUCCUCGGGCUGCAAAAGGUCAAAGUCUGGAAAAAGCCAAGAGUCGCCGUCCUCUCCACGGGCGAGGAGCUUCGAGACAUUCAUGCUCAGAGUUCAAAGAUGGAAGGAAGCUCCAGCGCAAACGCGAGCGGCUGGUCCCACUCCUCGUACGACACCAAUCGUCCCUCCCUCCUCACAUCGCUCAACGCGCUAGGCUACCCGACCCUCGACCUAGGCAUCGUGCGCGACGACCCACCCAGCGCACUUCUCGAAGCCAUGCGCCGCGGCUUGGCCGAAGCAGACGUCCUGAUCACAACGGGCGGGACAAGCAUGGGGGAGUCGGACUGGAUCAAGCCGCUACUGGAGCGGAGCGAGGGUCUACUCGCACAAGGGGAGGGCGAACAGGGCAGGGCACAAGUGCACUUUGGGCGUGUGAGCAUGAAGCCCGGCAAACCGACCACAUUCGCCACCAUUGCAGGGGGAGAAGGAAGGAGGAAGAAGGUCAUCUUCGCCCUCCCCGGCAACCCGGCAAGCGCCCUUGUCUGCUUCUACGUCUUUGUCCUGCCGGCGCUGAGGAAGAUGGCGGGACUGGUGCCGCGCGAGCACGAAGCCCAAGGAGUGCAAGAGGAGGGAAAGGGCCAGCAAGUGCCGAACCCCUGGUCCCUUCCCAUGGUGCGCGUACGACUAGCUCACGAGUUCGCCUGCGAUGGGUCGAGACCGGAGUUCCAUCGCGUACACAUCGCCGCGGCGAGCGAGCAACGAGGAGGAAGCGCACUUCUCCCCUCCGCCGCCGAGUCUGGAUCUUCGCUCUCGCUCCCGGUCUUGACUGCUACUUCGACGGGCAAACAGCGUUCCUCUGGCAUGCACUCUAUGAGCGGGGCCAAUGGAUUCGUCUUCGUUCCCUCGACCAAGCAGCUGGCAGGCGCGGGAAUGGGGGAGGGAGUCAAGAAGCUGGAGAAGGGGACGGAGAUGUGGGGAAUGUUGCUUGGCGGGUUGGAGAUAUAGGAGUAGCAGGCGAAAGAGGGAAGGAGAGGAGAAGGGUCGACGCGAGGAGGCGAGGUAACUCGGGACAAUCCGAUCUAUCUUGAGCGCAUCGCAUCGCACGGCAGCGCUCCACAGCGCCUCGAACAUCCAGUCCCCGCUGAGCGCAUCGUGAAUCGUGCUCCAUCCGCUGACAUCCCGCCCGACCGCAAGAAGCACUUCAACAAGCAGGAUAGGCCGCAUCGUUGAUAAGAGAGCAGAAGCAGGAAUUCAAUGCGAAAGCCAGGGUUGCCGAAACUUGCCUCAAAGGGGACGUGCGUUCUUGGUGGUGGUGUGUUUUG
Jaminaea rosea is the source of this 2707-nucleotide messenger RNA. RefSeq lists its product as hypothetical. The transcript is spliced from 2 exons. Gene Ontology annotation, cellular component: cytosol; cytoplasm. Gene Ontology annotation, biological process: molybdenum incorporation into molybdenum-molybdopterin complex; Mo-molybdopterin cofactor biosynthetic process. Gene Ontology annotation, molecular function: molybdopterin molybdotransferase activity. Bases 105 to 2390 code for a protein of 761 amino acids. The record is from RefSeq and is a predicted model, not a curated record. NCBI's taxonomy places the organism in Eukaryota, Fungi, Basidiomycota, Exobasidiomycetes, Microstromatales.